This is a messenger RNA of Oreochromis niloticus (Nile tilapia), 1597 nucleotides long. RefSeq names its product calumenin a (gene calua). Lineage: Eukaryota; Metazoa; Chordata; Actinopteri; Cichliformes; Cichlidae. The record is from RefSeq and is a predicted model, not a curated record. Gene Ontology annotation, cellular component: endoplasmic reticulum. Bases 145 to 1113 code for a protein of 322 amino acids. Gene Ontology annotation, molecular function: calcium ion binding. The transcript is spliced from 7 exons.
GAGGUGGACCAAUCAGGUCGAAGGAAAAGUCUGAGGCGGGCUCUGAUUGGCUUCGGAGGCCCGGAGGCGGCUCCGCGGGGCCGCUGGCAGCUGGGCUCGAUGUGAGGAACGAGCAGAGCAGCGGUCACCCGGUGUAAGAGUAUCAUGCGCACAGUGUAUGUCAGGAUGGUGCGUCCAGUGUUUGUGUUCCUCAUCCUUGCUGUGGUGGUCAGCAGCAGCAGUAAGCCCACAGAGAGGAAAAGUCGGGUCCAUCAUGAGGAGCCUCUGAGCGCGCUUGAGCAUGAUGACCAGAAAAACUUCGACUACGACCACGAAGCGUUUUUGGGACAAGAGGAGGCCAAAACCUUCGAGCAACUUACUCCAGAGGAGAGCCAACGCAGACUCGGCAUCAUCGUGGAUAAAAUUGACACUAACCGCGAUGGUUUCGUCUCUGAGGAGGAGCUGAAGGCCUGGAUCAAAAACGCUCAGAGGAAGCACAUCUCUGGCAGCGUGGAGCAUCAGUGGAAAGACUUCGACUUGAAUGGCGACGGCCGCAUCAGCUGGGAAGAGUACAAGAACGUGACAUACGGCAGUUAUCUGGAUGACCCUCCGAAGGAAUCAGAGUACAACUACACCCACAUGAUGUUGAGGGACGAGCGGAGGUUCCGGGUCGCAGACAGGAACGGAGACCUCAUCGCAGACAAACAAGAGUUUACCGCUUUUCUUCAUCCUGAAGAACACGAGUACAUGAAGGACGUCGUGGUGCAGGAAACGAUCGAAGACAUCGACAAGAAUGGAGACGGGUUUAUCGACCUGAAGGAGUAUAUCGGUGACAUGUACAUGUCUGAGAACGGCGAGGAGGAGCCUGAGUGGGUGGCGACAGAGCGUCAGCAGUUCUCAGAGUUCAGAGACAAAAACAAGGACGGGAAGAUGGACAAAGAGGAGACGAUGGACUGGAUCCUUCCUUCUGACUAUGACCAUGCCGAGGCCGAAGCCCGACAUCUGCUGCAUGAGUCUGAUGCCAACCAGGAUGGAAAACUGAGCAAGAAAGAGAUCCUGGACAAGCAUGAGGUGUUUGUUGGAAGUCAGGUGACAGACUUUGGAGAGGCGCUACUGCGACACGACGAAUUCUAGAAGGUCACAUAAUUGAAGCGUCGCUGGAACAAACGGUUUCUGAAUUUUGGUGGAAACUUUAUGGAGAUAAUUUAUUUUUAGAGCCAAAGAACAAAAACAGUUUUGAUGUUCAACAGUUACUGCCAGGUUGUUGGGUCAGACUUUACAAGUUUUUUAUUUUUCAUAUGUGUUUUUGCUUCUGCAGUACAGAAGCGUAAAACACUGAGCCGCCAUUUCACUAAAAUCCACAUUUAUUUCAUUUAGCAUUGAAGAAAAUUAUGUCAUUGGGACACAGGUGGACUAAAAGGAGUGCUCAUGUGAGUUCAGGUGAGAGCGCUUUACUGUCGUACUUCGUACUUCAGAGCGUUGCCACUUUUGGAGCAAAUAACAAAUGUUUUUAUAAAGAUUUAAAGAUGCCUUAAAACUUAAAAAAAUCUACAGACAAAGUCUGAGUUGUAUGUCACAUUUUUACCUGUUUAUCAAUAAAAAAAAAGUGAAACUCGGA